AUGGCGACCAGGUGCGCCGCCGCGGCCGAUCUGCCCGCCGGCCGCCCCCGCAAGCGGGCCCGCCACGGCUGGGACGUCGCGCCAGCGACCAAGGCUCAGAUAACAUUUUGUGGGCAAGAAGUUGGCGAUAUGACCACCAUGGUAUUGCCGUCACAUCCUCCGGACUAUACUUGCUUCUCUCUGCUCUCAAAGGGUGUUGCUCGAAAUGCUUCCCCUCCUCGGAGAGAAGACGAUAAAGAUGGCCAUUAUGUAUUUGCUGUUGGAGAGAAUUUGACCUCUCGCUAUAAAAUAUACAGAAAGAUGGGCGAAGGUACUUUUGGUCAGGUACUGGAAUGUUGGGACAGAGAAAGAAAAGAAAUGGUAGCUAUUAAAAUUGUUCGUGCUGUAAACAAAUACAGUGACGCAGCAAUGAUAGAGAUUGAUGUGCUGCAGAAGCUCGCAAGAAAUGACGCCACAGGAAAACACUGUGUGCAAAUACGGAACUGGUUUGACUAUCGUAACCAUAUUUGUAUUGUAUGCGAGAAGCUUGGCCCAAGCUUGUAUGACUUUCUGCGGAAAACUGCCUACCGCCCAUUUCCAAUCGACCUAGUUCGUGAGCUUGGAGAGCAACUUUUGGAAUCUGUCGCAUUUAUGCAUGGCCUGAAGUUAAUUCAUACUGAUCUAAAACCAGAGAACAUUCUCCUUGUUUCUUCAGAGGAUGCUAAAUUAGCUGAAAACAAGGAUGGAUCAUUCUCAAAGAAGGUGCCAAAAUCAAGUGCGAUCAAGUUAAUCGACUUUGGUAGCACAGCAUAUGAUCAUCAAGACUGUAGCUACAUUGUCUCUACUAGGCACUACCGUGCUCCUGAGGUUAUUUUGGGGCACGGGUGGAGCUAUCCAUGUGAUAUAUGGAGCAUUGGUUGUAUACUCGUUGAGCUUUGCUCGGGCGAGACAUUAUUCCAGACCCAUGAAAACUUGGAGCACUUGGCGAUGAUGGAGAGGGUUCUAGGUCCUCUCCCACGGCACAUGCUGGAAAGAGCCGACCACCAUGCGCAGAAGUACAUCAGAAGAGGAAGGUUGAACUGGCCAGAAGGUGCAACGACACGAGAGAGCAUGAGAGCUGUUCUCAAGCUGCCUCGCCUCCAGAACCUGGUGAUGCAGCAUGUGGAUCACUCUGCUGGGGACCUGAUCGGGCUGCUGCAGGGCCUCCUGGCAUACGAGCCUUCGGCCAGGCUGACCGCUCAGGAAGCCCUGAGCCACCGCUUCUUCAGGAGGCACCGUGAAAGGCGGUCGCUAUGA
Triticum turgidum subsp. durum (durum wheat) is the source of this 1275-nucleotide messenger RNA. The record is from the annotation of a GenBank genome assembly. NCBI's taxonomy places the organism in Eukaryota, Viridiplantae, Streptophyta, Magnoliopsida, Poales, Poaceae.